This is a messenger RNA of Clonostachys rhizophaga, 2637 nucleotides long. NCBI's taxonomy places the organism in Eukaryota, Fungi, Ascomycota, Sordariomycetes, Hypocreales, Bionectriaceae. The record is from the annotation of a GenBank genome assembly.
AUGACGCCAUAUACUGAUGGGGAGCAGACUAUAGCCCCCCUUGCAACUGAAAAUGCUGCAACUUUCAGCGGGCCCCAACCCCCCGAGGCUCAAUCUCAUGAGGCCGAGAUUUCCAAUCGCUCUGCCGGGAUCUCUACUGACGAGGUAUACUACUCAUCUGAAGAUUCUGAUAGUCUGGCUCCGGAAAAUGAUUACGGGGAUAAUCCUAUUAUACCGCUCGCGGCGAGACAAAAGAAUGCAAUCGUGGAACCAGAGCCCGGUAUUGAGCGCAUCGUUGUGACCACUCCGCUCCCUCUACCACCAAGAAGGGCCGAUAUCAAGAAAUCCAUUGUUGUGUACUAUGACAUCCCUGAAGAUUCCGUGGAGGGAUCAACUGAUUCCUCCACUAGAGGUAGAAGCGGACCACCAAACACCAACUGGCGCCCGUGGCUCGUGCAAAUCAACUCGACUUUUUUAAAUUCCUGCAUUACGGAAACAAUGGGCUUUGACAUUGAGACAAAACCCCUGCUAGAUAAGCUCCAGCAAGAUCGGACUUCUCACAACCAAGCAAAUGUGCAAUUACUAGAAUAUCUCCUGGAGGUUAUCAGAGUCGAUCUUAGAUUCUUUCUGGAGCUUCGUCGCAACGUUUUCGAAAGGAAAUUAAAGACUAUAUCGUUCGAACAUAUCUGGUACUUGUUCCAGCCCGGUAGCAUUGUCUGGAGCAAAGAGCAAGGCCGCGAGCAGCUCUAUGCUGUGUAUGAGGUGUUACUUGAUCCAAAUCGGGAAGGGGCCAAUCAAAGGUCAUUAUCUAAGUCAAGAGUCUACAACAUGGCUUCCGACGAUAAUGAUCACAGCAAUGAUCCUCACAACCUUGACCACUCCUACUUUGGUCAGUCCGAUCAUGAUCGACACAAUCAUCAUUCUGGAACGGGAGACCUGCGGAAAGACACCGAAUACCCGCCAUUUAUUCUUAGAUGCUAUUACACAGUCUAUGACGGUUCUCUCAUCGGCCCCUCAUGUAGGGAUCUCUCUAUACCGUAUUUUUCUGGGGAAAAAGCGGUGCUUGACUUGCCAGUGUAUCCCGUUAGUCUACACCCAGAUGGAACUGCCAUUCUGUAUCGAUUUCAGGAAAGGGGACGUAAACUCCUCUCCUGGAAAGGUCAUCUACACUAUGAAGGGCCAACCCUGCCACCUCCUCAUGGAGGAUACACUUCGGGCUUUACCUUCUGGAGUGACGAGGUAGACCAAGAAGUCUAUGCAGACCCUGAAAUUGGCUACCAGUGCUUAAACUCCCAGGACAGACCAGUCAUGUCUAAACCACAGGAGGUGCCUUCCAACGCCAUCUGUAUUCGAACAGAAAGGCAGUUGUCCAAGAUAUAUACCCGUGCGGAAGUCAUCUAUCAAUUUCGCGAAGAGUCUAUAGACAGGAAGCGAUCAAGGAAAUUUAUAAGAUCACAGCCCAUUGGCUGUCGCUUUGUGUCGAAGGAGAAGGCUCUGGAACUGAAAGGGUAUUUGCAGCUGCUGCCAAAUCAGGCACUGUGCUUCAUAUUCAGGAAGCGAAACUGGCGUUACCUGGAUGUUGAUUUGCUGCGACAAAUCGACAAAAGCGAAGCCGCCGCCAAGAGCGGAUUCGAUGAUCUUGUCAUUCCUGACACCUAUCGCGAUCUUCUCAUCUCCGUCAUCGAGAGCUACAAGCCGGAUCCCAAAUCACGUGGAGAAGGAAGUCGUCCCAAGAUUUCCUCACAGAUGGAUAUUGUCCGGGGCAAAGGCCGAGGACUAAUCAUACUCCUGCAUGGACCACCCGGGGUUGGUAAGACGAGUACCGCAGAGACAAUCGCAGCCUAUACCAAACGCCCUUUGUACGUUUUAGCAUCCGGCGAUAUUGGACUAACAUCAAAGGAUAUCGAGGCUAGUUUGUCAUACCAUUUCAAGCUAGCUAGCAGCUGGGGUUGCAUUAUGCUCAUCGAUGAGGCUGAUGUCUUUCUAAUGAAACGAGAUUGGCACGACAUUGAGCGGAAUGCCUUGGUCUCAGUCUUCUUGAGAGUUCUGGAAUACUACUCUGGUAUUCUAUUUCUCACUACCAAUAGAGCUGGAGUAAUCGACGAAGCCUUCAAAUCUCGGAUGCACCUAUACCUGCGGUACCCCUCGAUCGACCUCAACUCCACGAAACUCAUAUGGGGCAAGCUUUUAGACCGCAUAGCCCGCGAAAACAAGGAGAAUAAGAUCAAAAUCGAAUUCGACCGGUCGGCUCUUCUAAAGUAUGCAUCUGAGCAUUUCGAGAGCCACAGGGAGAAAAGGACAACCUGGAACGCACGGCAGAUCCGCAACGCCUUCCAGACAGCCAUUGCGUUGUCUCAGUAUGAUCGAGUGCGCAUGCUCGAAGAUAAUGGACUGACGGAGGAGGAGGCAGAGGAGAGAGGGGGUCGGUUCAUGAGGGCGGAACUCAAGAGCGAGUAUUUCGAGAAGAUUGCGGAGAGUGCCAAGGACUUUUACUCGUUUAUGGCUGGCUUGAAGGGAGGCACGGAUGACCAGAUGGCUUUUGAAGAGGGCCUCCGUGAUGACUCAUUCGACCCAAGUGAACGAAUGGCCAAGAAGCAAUAUCAUGGCUUGCUCAGUCGGAGAGGGAAGCCAUCCAUGGAUCACAACAGCACUAUGUAG